Quercus lobata is the source of this 432-nucleotide messenger RNA. Its product is annotated as Heavy metal transport/detoxification superfamily protein. Gene Ontology annotation, molecular function: metal ion binding. NCBI's taxonomy places the organism in Eukaryota, Viridiplantae, Streptophyta, Magnoliopsida, Fagales, Fagaceae. The record is from RefSeq and is a predicted model, not a curated record. The transcript has 2 exons. Bases 10 to 432 code for a protein of 140 amino acids.
AUCAUAGAGAUGCGAGUGCACAUGGACUGCGCUGGAUGUGAAGGCAAGGUCAAAAAUACACUUCAAAAACUAAAAGGUGUGGAUGACAUUGAGAUAGACAUGGCUACACAAAAAGUGACUGUUACUGGAUGGGCAGACCAAAAGAAGGUUCUUAAGGCAGUCAGGAAGACCGGACGGAGGGCCGAGCUGUGGCAAUUGCCAUACAAUCCAGAGCACCAGGAUUACACUUAUCAUUACUAUAAUCAACAUAAUUGCAAUGGUCCACUCACUUAUUAUGCCCCUCUGCCUGCAUCUUCCUACAACUACUACAAGCAUGGAUACAAUGACCAGGCUCCUAGUUACCAUCAAAAUCCUUCACAUUCCACGAUUUUUGGGUAUCAGACCGGUGCUACGUUUAGUGAUGAGAACCCUAAUGGUUGUUCUAUUAUGUGA